Molecule: messenger RNA, 1245 nt
Organism: Lizanozyma spartinae
Lineage: Eukaryota; Fungi; Ascomycota; Pichiomycetes; Serinales; Debaryomycetaceae
Gene: ECM331
Product: Ecm331p
Exons: 1
Coding region: 1-1245 (414 amino acids)
Biological process (GO): fungal-type cell wall organization
Cellular component (GO): plasma membrane; fungal-type cell wall
Source: RefSeq, a predicted model, not a curated record
AUGAAGACUACAUUGAUCGUUUUGGCUACUGCCUUGGCUGGAAUUUCCUCUGCUGCUUCUUCCAGUUCUGCUUCAUGUUCUUUCCUGACCACCAUCACUGCUCAAGCUUCAUUGAAUGCUUUAAAUGCUUGUCCUACUUUAGAUGGUACCAUUGAGAUUAACGGUGAUGCCAUUGGUGCCGUCGACUUGGGUGCCGUUGAAUCCAUCAAGGGUGAUGUUACUGUUACCAAUUCUUCAUCCAUCACUUCCCUUGUGUUUUCAUCUUUAGCUAACAUCACUGGUUCUUUGGAUAUCGUUGCCUUGACCCAAUUAUCUAACAUUGACUUUACAAGUUUGUCUUUAGUUAAACAGUUGAAGUUGAUCUCUUUGCCCUCUUUGGCCACUCUUAACUUGAACAAGGGUAUCUCCAAGGCUUCUCACAUUGAAGUCUCCGAUACCGCUUUAAGUGCCUUCCCAUUGAGUAUUACUGACAUUGAUUAUUUGGAUAUCAACAAUAACAAAAACAUCACUAGUCUUGAUUUGCCUUUGGAAACUGUUUCUGAUACUUUGAUUCUUUCCUUCAACAAUGAUGAAGCUGAAGUUAAAUUGGAUAACUUGAUCUGGGCUUCUAACUUGACCAUUCAAGAUAUCUCUUCUUUAUCUGCUUCCAACUUGACUGCCGUUAACGGAUCCUUUGUUAUUGCCUACAACUUGUUUGAUGAAUUUGAAUUGGACUCCUUAAAGUCCGUUGGUGGUUCUCUUCGAAUUAUUAACAAUGAAGAAUUGAAAUCUCUUUCAUUCAAAGAUUUGACCACCAUUGGUGGUGAAUUCAACAUGGUUAACAACUCCAAGUUGAGUGACACUGAAGAUGCUUUCAAUGAAAUCAACACCAUUAGAGGUGCUGUCAACAUUGCUGGUGACUUUUCAAACUUUACCAUGGAUGGUUUAAAGAAUGUUGCUGGUGACUUUUCAUUUGAAAGUACCAACGAUAACUUUUCUUGUGACGCCUUCGACCAGUUGCAUGACAACAACGACAUCAAGGGUCACAACUACAACUGUUCAGCUCCUACUCAAUCUUCUUCAGCAAGCUCUGGUAGUUCCAAGUCUACAUCUGGAUCAUCUUCCAAGUCUGGAUCUUCAACCUCUGGAUCUUCAUCUGGAUCUUCAUCUUCUUCUUCCACCAAGGCUUCUAACGGUGCAUUCAUCAAGGGUUCCGUUGGUGUUGGAUCCUUGAUUAUGGGUGGUAUUAUGGCUGCUCUUAUUUAA